CAGCUUCAACUUUUGAGGAAAAAACAUCAUGGAAGACAGUGGCAACGGCAGCUCCUACGGUUCUCCAGCACCAUCAGAGCUAGAAACACUACAGAAACAGCAUGUGGAGAAAACAGUGAAGAUCAAGGAGCUCAAAAAGCAAAUCGAAGCGCUGAAGCUUCGUGUCGAGAAGUCGAAGAUGACGACGACGACGGAAAAGACACCGGCGGCAAAGAAGCGUACGGCAGAAGAGAGAAGGGAAGCUUUCAAGAACCUAAGCGAGAAAUAUAACAGCCUGAGCAAGGAAUAUAAUGCUUUAUUGAGUGAAAGGUCAAGGGAGCAUAAACCAACUUAG
Messenger RNA from Hibiscus syriacus, 334 nucleotides. RefSeq lists its product as uncharacterized. The coding region runs from base 29 to 334 and encodes 101 amino acids. The record is from RefSeq and is a predicted model, not a curated record. The transcript is spliced from 3 exons. Lineage: Eukaryota; Viridiplantae; Streptophyta; Magnoliopsida; Malvales; Malvaceae.